GAAAUGUUCCCCGAAACGCAAUUAUAACAACCACAUAUCUCAUCCAUAACUUGACGCUCACAAAAUGGACAAUGAUUUCAAAACCCGUAAACAAGUGAGCGUCGAUCAGAUGAGUGGUCUGCUGGAAUUCCUGCAGAAGCAUCCUGACCUGGCGAGGGGGUUGGUGCGGGGCCGGCGGGGCAAGUUCCACUCGCUCGAUCUGUGGAACCGAUGCGCAAAGAAACUGAAUCCUAUCAAAGAUGGCGCUUUUAAAGAUGGGAAAGGUUGGUCAAAGUACUGGUGCGACUGGAAAUACCGGGUCCGAAGAAAGGCGUUGGAGCUAAAAGCUGCCAAAGACAACCACUUGCCGCCCCCUGAGAACAUCGUACCUCUCUCGCCGAUGGAGGACUGCAUCUUGGGUUUAAUUGGAGACGGGGCAGUGGAUUCGGUGGUCAUCAAGUCGGAUCCUCUUGCUGAGGAAGAUAUUGGAGAAGAAACAGAUGCGAAUGAAAACAACGAAAGUGGUUCGUCAGUGAAUCUGUAUUACGACUGCACCGCGGCCUCAAGUACCCGAACAACCAUGUUCACUUGCGCUCGUUCGGCAGCGGAGGCAAAGCCGCCGCCGAGGGGCCGCAAGCGCCGACGCGAGCCCGAGGCGCCGCAGCCGGCGGGCAGCGCGCCCGGCGCUGCUCCGGGACGGGCCCAGCGGCUGCGGGCCAGCGCCGGCGAGGCUGCUGAUUCUGACCAGGACGAAGAGGUCGCUGAGCUGAUCCGACUCGAAAAAGAGAAGGUGGAGAACUCCAAAAGAAUGACAGAGACGAUGCACACCAUCGCUUCAGAGUUAACUCGAAUAGCCGACGUCAUGACGCACAUCAGAGACGUCUUGUUCAAUAACAGGGUCAACGUGUCAUAAACAUUUUCUUGAUUUUAAUUUAACAGAUAAGUACACUUAUUUAGCUUACUGAAUAACCUAGUCAAUUUUUUUUAAUCAGCAUUAUGUGGGUUUUACGAGUACAAUGUAAGCAACGUAAUAUAGAAAGUGGGUCGGUUUUGUAUCUCCUCGUUUUUAUUUUUCGAAUGCAGCGUCAUUACAAUUGCAAAACGAUUUGUAUAAUAGCUACAAGAUUAUGUACGUUACCGAAAGUGUUCAAAGUAAGCCUUUCUGUAAAAUACCUAGACAGUACGUGUCUAUUCUUGUCAUCGA
This is a messenger RNA of Hyposmocoma kahamanoa, 1183 nucleotides long. RefSeq lists its product as uncharacterized. Bases 65 to 892 code for a protein of 275 amino acids. The record is from RefSeq and is a predicted model, not a curated record. The transcript has 6 exons. Lineage: Eukaryota; Metazoa; Arthropoda; Insecta; Lepidoptera; Cosmopterigidae.